GGGCUUAGUUUGUUUUAGUAAACCCAAAUCAAGUCCUAUACUCGCUGUCUCGCUCAUAGUUACUCUGAAAUCCCUAAAUCAAUUCCAAGCCAUCUCCUCCUCCACAUCGCCGUCUCCUCCCUUUCUCCACAUCGCCGUCUCCUCCCAUAUCGACGUCGAUUCCAAUCGGCCUCUCCCGCUCCCACAUCGCCGUCUUCCACAUCGACAUCACCUCCACAUCGACGUCGCCUCCACAUCAUCGUCUCCUCCCACAUCGACGUCACUUCCACAUCACCGUCUACUCCCUUGCUCCACAUCCACUAUGUUGCCGACUAGUGGGAAGAGGAAGAGACAGGCGGAACAGUCUUAGCGACUGAUGCAGGAGGUAGCCUAGCAAUAUCAACACCCCACAGAGGUCCCCUCGUGGCCUGUGGCGCCUCUGUCAAGUUCGGCACCUCCUCUCCCUCCACCACUGCCCGUUGUCGACGAUCCUUCCCUAGAUGAUCAUCAGACUGGCCAGUCAUCUGCUAAAAUCAGCGUUCGGCGCAAACCGAGUCCCAAAGGAGACAGGGGUGGUGAAAGGCUUAAAAGCAGAGGAGAUAGUCAAGAGGACUGGAUAAAAGAUUAAAGUAACUUGGGACGAUUUCUGCCACGGUCCGCGGAGUAAAGAGUUAAGCAGCAUGUUGACACACGAUGUUGGCCACAUUAUACGGGAUGAAAUUUCCAUGGUGGCUCCAACUUGGGGUGAGAUUACCGAUGAUGAGCAGAAGAAGCUGCCUACUAAACUCUUUAGAAGAUCGACUGCAAACAAGAGUAACCGGGACAAGAAGACGUUGCACCACCACACCGGGUCGAGGGCUUUCAUCUACAAUACGAAGGAAUUGAAGGACAAGGGUGAACACCUCUAUUUCAUUAAAAGUUACUCACAGGCGUAUGACGCAGGUCACAACCUCAAGACGCAGGUCACAACCUCAAAGCAGCUGAAAAUGAAAUAAGUGGUUUAGUUAAACAUUGUUGCGGGGCCAUAAGGACAUUCAUAUAUAUCUUUGUUAAUAAAGUUCAUACACUUUCAAAUGCUUUAUCAAUGUAUACAUAUACAAAAGUAAUAUUUUAAUUAUAGAAUAUUUAAUAUAUGGGUCCUAAUUCAUUU
This is a messenger RNA of Fragaria vesca subsp. vesca, 1129 nucleotides long. RefSeq lists its product as uncharacterized. NCBI's taxonomy places the organism in Eukaryota, Viridiplantae, Streptophyta, Magnoliopsida, Rosales, Rosaceae. The transcript has 3 exons. The coding region runs from base 660 to 974 and encodes 104 amino acids. The record is from RefSeq and is a predicted model, not a curated record.